Molecule: messenger RNA, 1470 nt
Organism: Cuscuta epithymum
Lineage: Eukaryota; Viridiplantae; Streptophyta; Magnoliopsida; Solanales; Convolvulaceae
Source: the annotation of a GenBank genome assembly
CUCCCAUCUGCCGCCCGGUUGAUCUCCUGCCGAGCAACCUUCAUAUGUCCCACCUUACCGUUGAGCACGUCCUUCGUUGAACCACUCUCCUUCAUUGUUUUGCCGUCCAUCACGCCCUCCGUCGAAAACGCUCUAUUUCGAGCGUUGGAAAAGAACAAAAGCCCGUGAGGCAACCCUAGAGAGAGGAACUAUUGUUUGCUCAUUCACGAAAUUGAAAGCCUUUUAUCAACACGGAAUUUUAAUAAGCACGUCUAGUACAAAAUAUUAGAAGUCAAAGUAUUGCCUCAAUAAAAUAAUGGCUGCCCCUACAACCCAGUCACCCGCUCCGGUCCAAAGCCCUAAAGUGGGGUAAAUCUGAAAUUCAGAUUUCAUAAUCAACCAAUUUGAACCAAACCCGCUUGAGAGUUGAGGUCACAAGGAUUGGAACGAAACAUUGUACGUGAGUAGCUACCCAAUCGAAUCGAAUCGAGACGACUGCAGGAAACCAGGAGUUUGCUGCGCGUGAGUUCAGAAUUACCGCAUCCGGACACGAAGAGGGCGGCCGCAUACCAAGAAAACAAAAAUAAACUUUACGGGCUUGGUAUACUUUUAAAAUUGAUUGAGGAAAUUAAGUAUACCUUCGCUACUUCGGGUUUGUGAUUUUGGCUGUUUUCUUGCACUGAUUAUUGAGGCUACAACAAACAGGCUGUCAAUUACACGAGUUGGUGCCAAGAAUGGUUUCUGAAUUGAUUAAUGCUAAUCCUACUAUUUAUGAGAAGAAGGAACGUAGAGCUCGGUGUACACCAGUUGUUAAGGAUGAAUUUGCUGUGGAACCUAUUGACCAAGAAGAAAUAUUUGAUCAUCUUAGAGACAUAAAAGAUCCAGAGCAUCCUUAUUCUUUAGAAGAGCUGAAAGUUAUUACAGAAGAUGCCAUUGAAGUAGACGACAAUAGGAGUUUUGUUAGGGUAACAUUCACCCCAACUGUUGAGCAUUGCAGUAUGGCAACCAUCAUAGGAUUAUGCUUGCGGGUCAAACUCUUGCGCUGCUUGCCUUCUCGUUAUAAAGUUGAUAUUAGAAUUGCGCCAGGAGCACAUGUAUCUGAAGUUGCAGUAAAUAAACAAUUGAACGACAAGGAGAGAAUUGCUGCUGCUUUAGAAAGUCCUUACCUUGUAGACAUACUUGACGAGUGCCUUGCACCAUCUUAUCAAACUUGACAACUGAGCCUUGCUGCUGCUUAUGAAUAUAUAGGAGAAUUGUACUUACUCUUUGGUACUUUGCUACAGACUAUACACUGCACAUCUUUGAUGCCUUCCUGUCUCAAGCUCCCUUUUCUAAAGUCUCAUCUUAAUCUUAUUACUGUCAUCGAUUUUUUGAAAAGGGUUCAGUAUUUUGUAUCUUUAUGUUAAAAAAUGUCAAAGUUCAUAGCAUUUUUUUCUGUGGUUAAUAAACAAAACCAAACAAGGAACAAUUUGUAUAUUGUUUAGAAAUUCC